Cucurbita pepo subsp. pepo (vegetable marrow) is the source of this 2002-nucleotide messenger RNA. The record is from RefSeq and is a predicted model, not a curated record. NCBI's taxonomy places the organism in Eukaryota, Viridiplantae, Streptophyta, Magnoliopsida, Cucurbitales, Cucurbitaceae.
UUUCUUAUAAUGGUUAAAGCUAUGGCUUCCCAUAACUAUGGAGAUGCCUUAACCAAAAGCCUAUUGUUCUUUGAAGGUCAGAGGUCUGGGAAAUUGCCCCCUAAUCAAAGGGUCACUUGGAGGAAGGAUUCAGCUCUUCGUGAUGGCCUUGAAUUUGGGGUUGACUUGGUCGGUGGCUACUACGACGCGGGCGACAACGUGAAGUUCAACUUCCCGAUGGCGUUCACCACCACCAUGCUUUCAUGGAGCGUUUUGGAGUUCGGAAAAGACAUGGGUCCCGACCUUCCCUACGCCAUCGACUCGAUCCGAUGGGCCACUGACUACUUACUCAAGGCCACAAGUGUGCCAGGCUUUGUCUUCGCUCAAGUUGGCGACCCUUACGCCGAUCAUGUCUGCUGGGAACGUCCCGAAGAUAUGGAUACACCGAGAACCCCUUACGCCGUUAGCAAGAAGUUCCCCGGCUCCGAGGUCUCCGCCGAGAUUGCCGCUGCUCUCGCUGCCUCCUCCAUCGUAUUCAAGUCUCUCGAUAGAGGCUACUCUGCUCGACUUCUUAAAAGAGCUCGAAUGGUUUUCGAGUUUGCAGAUACUUAUCGAGGGUCUUACAACGAGAGCGUCGGGGCAUGGGUUUGCCCAUUUUAUUGCAGCUAUAGUGGCUAUGAGGAUGAACUCAUAUGGGGAGCUGCAUGGUUGUUCAAGGCAACAAAGGCUGCAAAUUACUGGAAUUAUAUCACUAAAAAUGGUAUUCAAUCUUACUCUGAUGGUAGCUUUGCUGAGUUUGGUUGGGACACCAAACAUGCAGGGAUUAAUGUCCUUAUUUCCAAGUUUGUGAUGAGCGGAAAUAAUUAUUCCAAUUUUAUUAAUUAUGCUGAUAAGUUCGUAUGCUCAGUUCUGCCUGAAUCCCCCUCUGUAUCAGUCUCUUACUCACCAGGUGGGCUUCUAUUCAAACCCGGAGGAAGUAAUAUGCAACAUUCAACAGCCUUAUCUUUUCUUCUUCUUCUUUAUUCUCGUUACUUGAAUCAAUCCAAACGCCUCCUUUACUGUGGAAACGUUGUUGCCUCUUCGUCUCGCCUCGUUCAAGUUGCCAAGGGUCAGGUGGAUUAUAUACUAGGAAGCAACCCAUUGGGCAUGUCAUAUAUGGUGGGAUAUGGCAGCAAGUUCCCACAAAGGAUCCACCACCGUGGCUCGUCGUUGCCAUCCAUGGCGGACCAUCCACAGCGCAUUGCAUGCUCAAACGGGCAUCCAUAUUUUGAGAGCAACAAUCCAAACCCUAAUUUGCUGAUCGGAGCUGUCGUCGGAGGGCCUGAUAACAAAGAUUCUUAUGCAGAUUCUCGAGUUGAUUUUGUGCAUUCAGAGCCAACUACUUAUAUCAAUGCUCCUCUUGUUGGCCUCUUGGCUUACUUAGCGCACACGUUUGGGCGUUCAAGGUGCAUAUUCUUCAGCAGGCGAUUAACCAACUUUAGCGGGUCGGGGCUUCCCGAUCCGACUCUAGAGGCAGCCUACCGGGAGACCCUGAUCGAGGCAUGUCCUGCAGGCGGCGACAACAACCGGAUCGACCUGGAUCCGACGACUCCAGACGAAUUCGACAAGAACUAUUUCACGAAUCUCCAAGCCAACCGGGGGCUUCUCACCAGCGACCAGGUGCUGUUCUCCACCGACGGCGCCGACACCAUCGAGAUUGUGAACCGGUUUGCGGCCAGCCAAGAAGCGUUCUUUGAUGGGUUUGGAGCGUCCAUGAUCAAGAUGGGGAAUAUUCGGCCGUUGACUGGAACUGAUGGGGAGAUUCGUUUGACUUGUACUCGGGUCAAUCCUUUGCCGGCUGUGGCAGAUAUGUAAGUUUCUUUACUUUUUUGUGUGUUUUGUUUUGUUUUGUUUUGUUUGUUUGGGGAUUUUAAUGAAAUAAUUGGUGUUGUUUUGUUAAUGUGUGAGAGUGUCUUCUCACCUCGUGUUUAUUGUAACUAAUAAUAUGAUAUGGGUCUUGUGAAUCCUUUUCUUUUCAUUUUAA